UUUAAAAUUCCAGUAAGAGAAUAAAUAUAAUCAGUAGUAAAUAGUUAGCCGAGUAAUAAAGAAUUAAUCAUCAAAUAUGGCAGCCUACGAGUCAAGUCGUUGCUACGCAUGCAAAAAAUUAUUUUGUUGCAUAGACUGCUGUUCAAAUCACAUAAAAAAAAAACAUAGCGCUAAUCAAACACCCAUUGAUUGUCCACUGUGUCGUAAAGAGCCGCUGAUAAUACGUAGUUUUGAUCACAAUCAAUUAAAAAAUCAUAUUAUAUUCAAUCAUUUACCGCUUGAGUGUCUAAAGUGCGGGGAAUUAUUUGAUAAACAUGAGGAUUUAAAAUUUAUUGGGACAUGUGACCGGCAUCCAAUUAUACGAAUAGAGGCGCCGACUUACAUUGAAUCAGGUGUCACAUCAUCGUCAUUAUCAACGAGUUUUGCCGUUGAUUUGGAUUUAGCUGGAUCAGUACUCAGCAAAACACCUUCUGCAGAUUCGUCAAUAAAACGUAAAUCCUUGUCAUUCAGCGGCGAUUACCAUCAGUUUGAAGAUUCACCCCGUGCAUUUACACGGCAUACCAGCACACCGAUGCACGUUGGAUUAACAAGACAACUUAAUUCAUCAAAUUUAAAUCACAAGAGUGGUAAUUUUUUUUUUAAAAUAUCUAGUCGACAUGUUGGCUCAGUACUGACUGUACAUACCCAUUCUGAUAAGUCGCUUACUAUAAAUAAUGACAGUAAUAAUAAUAAUAAUAUAAGUAAUUAUAAUUUAAAUGAUAUUAAUCCUGGAGAAUUUAAUUGCCAAAAUAAUUUAACAAGAUCUUAUUUAUCAAAUACCGAUCGUACGCCAUUGAGAUCUAUUUUGUCAAAGUCAUUCAAUAAGGAUACGAGUAAUCAAAGUAAUAGUAAUUUAUUGAGAAAUAUAACAGAGCGUAAAUUAGAAGCGAUGAUGGAGUCCAAUGAUGAGAAUGAUGACGGGCAGGGUUGCAAUCCUGGCAAUUCUGGUGGGUCAUUAAAAAGAGAAGCCGAUUCAGUAGAAUCGUCUACGGAAUAUAAAAAUGUACGGAAAAACAGUAAAAUUUUAAGCAAACGUGUGAGAUUUUCAGAUGAGUUUAGCAGCAUUGAAUUGGAUACUGAUGACAAUUUAAAUAAUGAACCUGAAGUGGAAGAAUAUUUUGAAAGCUGUCAAAGUUUUUCUGAUACUUCUAUCAGUUCAACGGAAAAAAAAGUUCAUUGUGGUGAUGCUGCUGAUGAUAAAUUAAAUGGGAAUGGAAAUAAAAAAGUAAAUUCUAAGAGUGAAUUAAAUCAAGUGAAUGAAAAGGCAGAAGAUAAUUUCAAUCGAACUCGCACUGGAUCAUCAAGAGUUGUCAUGAUGGUUUUGGUUGAGAAAGCUGGUGAAGUUUAUCCCCGAGAUCUUGCGCCGAUUAUCGACUCGGGGCUGGAAAAAUUGAAGUCUGCGAUCAAUGCGUCGAGUGCCACGGAAUUGGAAGUCGCUGCUGAUAAUCAGAGUGAUAUCAAAGAUUGUCAAACUGGUUUUACGAUGCUGUCAGUUGAUAGUUAUACCAAAUUAUCUACGUUGGAGUGCAUCAAAGUUGCCGACUCAUCUUCAAGUGGUUCAAAUUUACAAGGAAAUCGAUCUGUUGCUAAACAAAACAGUAACUCUGGGGGAAUUUUCGCUUCAGUUGCUAAUGCGGUUAAAAAUGUUUUCAAAAAUAUAUCAGGUUCAUCCAAAACUACAAAAGCUCUAGACCAAUCGACGUCACCAGCAAACGCACUUCAAGAUAAUCUAUCAAUAGAUUCAUGUGAAAGUGCCAUAACUUCAUUGUCGCGAGCAGCAAAACGUCCACGUGAAGAAAUUGAAUUCAUAACAUCCACUUCUUCUUCUUCAUCUUCUUCAUUCGAGUCGCUGGACGACGACAUAAGGGAAAAAAAAACUACCGGCAAUGAUAUUCGGAGCCCAGUUUUAAAGAAACCUCGCGGUUGGUACAAACAAGUACGCGGUCGUGAGCCCAUUGCACGGAUGAAGAAUGAUCUGCCGUUACCUCCAUUACCACGUGGUGUUUCUAUGGAAACUCAAUGCUUCCAACAGGGUUCUUUGAGUACCAAAGAUGCUGUCCUGCCUUUACCUGAUCGUGCUCAAGUCAAUCGUUCAACUCAGACAGACUUUUAAUUCGCUGAUCAAUUAA
Molecule: messenger RNA, 2168 nt
Organism: Microplitis demolitor
Lineage: Eukaryota; Metazoa; Arthropoda; Insecta; Hymenoptera; Braconidae
Gene: Trm7-32
Product: putative tRNA (cytidine(32)/guanosine(34)-2'-O)-methyltransferase
Exons: 3
Coding region: 77-2152 (691 amino acids)
Biological process (GO): tRNA methylation; cytoplasmic translation
Cellular component (GO): cytoplasm
Molecular function (GO): tRNA methyltransferase activity
Source: RefSeq, a predicted model, not a curated record